Molecule: messenger RNA, 1223 nt
Organism: Papilio machaon (common yellow swallowtail)
Lineage: Eukaryota; Metazoa; Arthropoda; Insecta; Lepidoptera; Papilionidae
Gene: C/EBP
Product: CCAAT/enhancer-binding protein
Exons: 2
Coding region: 64-978 (304 amino acids)
Biological process (GO): regulation of transcription by RNA polymerase II; DNA-templated transcription
Molecular function (GO): DNA-binding transcription factor activity, RNA polymerase II-specific; RNA polymerase II cis-regulatory region sequence-specific DNA binding
Source: RefSeq, a predicted model, not a curated record
GAGCGCAACAUCAGUCUGCGUUCAAACUCCGACGCGUUCGCACGCGCCACGCGAGUGUCGUGCAUGUGCAUUGUGACGUCCUACCAGUGCGCAGUGGAGAACCGGGCCGGCGCCGCAGGGCCUGCGAUCGGCCCGGGCGGUAUGGAGUCCCCGCAGAUGUACGACGCGGCGGCGGCACCGCCUCCGCCGCCCCAGCCGGACCUUAAGAAGGCUGCAGAAGAUAAGAGAACACCCUUCCCGCCCCCGGACCUCGACGAGCUCAAUGGCCAGGAGAUCAGCCUCGACCUGCAGCACCUCAUCGAGGACCAGUUCCGCGGUGAGGAGACAAUGGCGCUCUUCCAGGAGAUACUUCCUGGAGGGCGCUCGCCCCAGCAGAGACCCUUCGCCAGGACCACACUCGCAUACAUGCCGCAGCCGGUACAUUCCGGUGCAUCAUACGCGGCGCCGGUGCAGUCCAACUCGCACGAACAGGCACCACCGAUCAAAGAGGAACCCCCAGAGCCUCACGACUUCAGAAGAUCAGUGACCUGUGCACAGUACACGGGACAGUAUAACCCUCAGCCGCCGGUCGGCGUGAGUGGGCCUUACGGGGGUGGUUUCACGCCGUUACCUCCUCUGGGAGCGCCUCUGCUACCUCCCCUGUUGAAGCACAAACCAGCACCACCUCGACGAUCAUCAGGGAAAGUUAUCGACAAAGGCACAGAUGAGUACAGGAGAAGGAGGGAGCGCAAUAAUAUAGCAGUGAGGAAGUCCCGCGAAAAAGCCAAAGUACGUUCGAGGGAAGUGGAGGAAAAGGUAAAAACUUUAUUGAGGGAAAAAGAGGCUUUGCUAAAGAGGCUCGAGGCGGUGUCCGGAGAGCUGAGCCUCCACAAGCAGAUGUAUGUGCACCUAAUCAAUCUGAACCACCCGGAGAUUACGGAGCUGUGCCGGUCCAUGCUGCAGCUGGGAGCUCCUCACGGGCCGGAUCACUCGCUCUGACCAUAGAUCGAGAAAACAAGUUAUUGGUGAAUGAACUCCGUGUGAUAUCGUGCAUUAGACUUAAUUAAUUGACGCCUUUAAAUAAGCCUAGUUAGCGAAAUUACUUUGUGAUUUAUACCGUUUACUUUUAUACAAAUAUACAUGGAUAUUUUUAGGUUAUAUUUUUUCGAUAGAUGUCAAUCUUGAACAUGAAUUUAUGCCACAAUGAUGUGAUCUCAAAAGUGGUGGCCGAAUUUAUUGUUCAA